This is a messenger RNA of Ruditapes philippinarum (Manila clam), 2545 nucleotides long. RefSeq lists its product as uncharacterized. The coding region runs from base 117 to 1787 and encodes 556 amino acids. The transcript has 10 exons. Lineage: Eukaryota; Metazoa; Mollusca; Bivalvia; Venerida; Veneridae. Gene Ontology annotation, molecular function: DNA binding; protein binding. The record is from RefSeq and is a predicted model, not a curated record.
ACCAUCUUCACGCAUGCGCAUUUAUAGCGGAAGUUCAUUUCGCAAAAAGAAAAAACAAACCUCUGUAUUUAAUAGACUUAAAAGUACGUAAUUGAAUUGAUAAAGUCAAGAUCCCGAUGGCACUAUUAGCGGAAAAGCAUAAAGAGUGGGUUUUGGAGAUAAUCGAUUUAUUAAGACAGAGAAAAGCUCGCCCUGACUUCGAGCGUAUAAGUCGCAUGAUUGAACGUUUGCACGGCCUGAAUUCAAAGGAAACUAUUGAAAGUUUAGAUGCCUUAGUAAACGACGAAAAAAUACUUAAAGUACACUUUAAAAAUAAUAUAAGCUAUAGGAGGGCUGGGCCUUCAUUUGGAAAUCGCGCGAAUAAGUCCAACGAACCUGCCAUUAAUACUACAAGUUACAGAAUUACCCAGGCAAUUAAAACAAUAACGAAACAAACGGGGGAUGGUGUGACAUUUUCAGAAUUGGAGCAUUGGCUCAUUUCUAAAAACCCAGAAACAAGGCUUGUCAAGCUAAGGCUUCAUACUGCCUUGUUAAGGGAAAUCGAGGCAAAUAGAGUGACAAAACUCUCUGAUAACUGCUAUGUAUUAACAGACAGUCUUCCAAGUGCAGAAAAGGCAAAAGAGUUGCAACCAAAUGCUUCACCCAGAACAAGUAAAAAUACACCUAAAGCAUUAAAGCAGACUGCUCUUAAUGACCAAAUUGAAAGUCAGACACUUAAAAUUGAACAGGAUGAUGCGUCUUAUGACAAUGAUGAACCAAAGCGCGGACGCCCAUUAUCAAAAAGAAAGAAGAUAAAGAAGUCACAUGGACCUGACUUUGAGGACACGCUGAAAGUUAAAAAGCCAAGUGCUAGAGACGGCUCAAAAAAUGGUGAAAUUACAUGUGAUUUUUGUUCCUGCACUGCUCAAUCUAAUCGUGAAGGAAAACAAGAGCCUUUACUUACAUGUAAAGACUGUAGUGCUAAAGUGCACCCAUCAUGUAUGGAUUACAGUGAAGAGCUGGCAGAAAGGGCCCUGAACUCUCCCUGGCAGUGUAUGGACUGUAAAACUUGCUGUAUUUGUGAUGGCUCAGAAAAUGAUGAUUUAAUUUUGUUUUGUGAUGCUUGCGAUAAAGGCUUCCAUAUGACCUGUCACACACCAGCUGUCACUAAUAAACCUAAAGGAAGUUGGGUAUGUACUCCUUGUAAACGAAGAUUGGCUAAAGAUGGGAGUGACAAAAAUACUCCAAAAUAUGUACAAAAGAAAGAUGAAACAAAAUCAGAGGCUACAAGUGAUGGUUCUGUUAAAGAGGAGGAUUCUGCUGCAAGAAAAGGUAACAAAAGAAAGCUCAGCGAGACGCCCUCGUUAACAAAACCAAAACGACAGAAGUUAAACUCAUUCUCUAGUGAUAAGUCUGUCUCAAAUAUUGAUAAUGAUAGAAAUGUCGGCGCCUCAAGUUUACCCACCCCUGAUGCCACACCCACAGCUUCGCCAAGACCCAGUGACACAUUUGAUUAUGAAAUGAAAAUGUCUCUGCUCGGACAAGGUGUUACCAUUACCGAGGAUAGGACAACUUACACUGAUGCGUCUAAUUGGAGUGUGGAUGAAGUCGUUAAAUUUUUUGACGAAAACGGAUUUAAGGAACAGUCUAAAAUAUUCCAAGAUCAGGAGAUAGAUGGACCAUCUUUACUGUUGAUGAGAAGAGAAGACGUCUUGUCGGCGCUGGGUAUAAAACUGGGCCCGGCUUUAAAAAUCUACGUGAAAAUUAAGAAAAUUCAGCAUUACAGUCAAGGCACGACUGCUUCAUGACAUGAGUCAUGGCAACUUUAUUUUGUGAUACAUGAUGCAUUAAAAUAGAUUGUAAUGUUUAUUUUUGCUUAGAAACAGCUUGUUUUGUGCUCUAUUCAAAAGUUGAUCAGGUUAAUCAACGUCCGAUGGAGAAUCAGAUGGUCUUUCAGUUCACUGACUCAGAUGUGUAGUAUAUUUUCAUUUCAUUGGCUCAUAUGUGCAGUAAAUGUGUAUUUCACUGACUUGGUUGUGUAGUAAAUAUACAUUUUACUUACUCAGAUCUGUAGUAAAUGUGCAUUUCACCAGAGACAUAGAUAACGCUAUCUAUGUCUCUGAUUUCACCAACAAGGAUGUGUAGUAAAUGUACAUAUGUACAUUAACACUUACUAAGAUGGUAGUAAAUAAACAUUUAACUGAAUCAGAUAUUUGGUUAAUGUGCAUUUCACUGACUCAAAAGUUAGUUGAUGUAUAUUUCACUUACUCAGAUGUUAGUUAAUGUAAAUAUAACCAACUCUGAUGUGUAGUAAAUGUGCAGUUUACCAACUCAGAUGUGUAUUUCAAAUUUGUAGUAAAACUACAUUUCACUGACUCAGAUGUGUAGCAUAUUUACAUAGAAUAUUAAAUUUCAAUGGCUCAAAUAUGAAAUUUAUACAGAUUUCAAUGGCUUUGAUAUGUCAAAAAUAUUAACAUAUCAUUGACUUAGAUGUAUAGUAUAUAUGUUUUACUGAUUCAGACAUGUGAAGUACAUGUAUAUUUUUGUUUACACUUACUCAGAUGUG